Molecule: messenger RNA, 1096 nt
Organism: Lynx canadensis (Canada lynx)
Lineage: Eukaryota; Metazoa; Chordata; Mammalia; Carnivora; Felidae
Exons: 6
Coding region: 1-738 (245 amino acids)
Biological process (GO): cellular response to mechanical stimulus; regulation of membrane potential; detection of mechanical stimulus
Cellular component (GO): plasma membrane
Molecular function (GO): mechanosensitive monoatomic ion channel activity; monoatomic cation channel activity
Source: RefSeq, a predicted model, not a curated record
AUGAUAACAGCACAGAAAUCUCUCCUGACCAGUCAGCCAGGGCAGAAAGACUCUCCUGGCCAGCAAAUCCGGGCGCCUCACGCCAAUGGAAAAGCAGAUGUGGAAAAAAGCAUGACGAAGGUGGGCAACAGCUGGAAGCAAGCUGACGGUCACUCAUCUACACCUGUCUUUGGUGAGCGCCACUCUCAGGUGUGUGGGGACACCUCCAGUUCCCCCCCCAACUUUCCGAGUCUCUAUCCACAUGAAGCUGAAGGCAGUAACUCCUUCCUCCAUCUAUCCAUGCCUGACAAUACGUGUGGAACUAAACCCGCCUUUUUGAAGAGAUGCAAGAGAAAAAAAGACAAAGGACAUACGGGCCGGUUAUUAAAGUCUCUGUGCUUCACCAGUCUUUCCUUCCUGUUGCUUCACAUCAUUUUCCACAUCACGUUGGCCAGCCUGGAAGCUCAACAUCGUAUCGGACCUGGUUACAACUGCUCAACAUGGGAAAAGACAUUUCGGCAGAUUGGCUUUGAAAGCUUAAAGGGAGCUGAUGCCGGCAAUGGGAUCAGAGUGUUUGUGCCUGAUAUCGGGAUGUUCAUUGCUAGUCUGACCAUCUGGCUCGUCUGCAGGAACAUCGUUCAGAAACCCGUGACCGAAGAAGGAGCACAGUAUAACUCGGAGUUUGAAAAUGAAGAAUUGGCCGGAGGAGAGAAAAAUAGAUCCAGAAGAGGCACUGAUCUACGAAGAGGAUUUAGAUGAAGGGGACGGUGUGGAAGGCGAGGUGGAAGAGAGCACAAAGUUAAAAAUGUUCCGCAGACUCGCCUCGGUGGCCUCCAAGCUUAAGGAGUUUAUCGGCAACAUGAUAACCACUGCUGGAAAGUUGUGGUGACCAUUUUACUCGGUUCAUCAGGUAUGAUGUGCCAUCUUUGACCUCAUCUGUGUACUUCUUUGUAUUUUGGGUCUGUGCACCUGGUGGUCCUGGUGCCGGACGUUUGAUCCAUUGCUGUUCAGCUGUCUCUGUGGUGCUGCUGGCUAUUUUCACUGCGGGGCACUUGAUUGGACUUUAUUUAUACCAGUUCCAGUUCUUUCAAGAAGCAGUUCCACCCAAUGACUACUA